This is a messenger RNA of Betta splendens (Siamese fighting fish), 2819 nucleotides long. RefSeq names its product follicle stimulating hormone receptor (gene fshr). Gene Ontology annotation, cellular component: membrane. Bases 254 to 2335 code for a protein of 693 amino acids. Gene Ontology annotation, molecular function: protein binding; thyroid-stimulating hormone receptor activity; follicle-stimulating hormone receptor activity. Gene Ontology annotation, biological process: follicle-stimulating hormone signaling pathway; male gonad development. The record is from RefSeq and is a predicted model, not a curated record. Lineage: Eukaryota; Metazoa; Chordata; Actinopteri; Anabantiformes; Osphronemidae. The transcript is spliced from 14 exons.
AAGCCGGAAGCCCUAAAACACCUAACACUCCUCUUCUCUUCAAACUGAUGGCGAGUCCUGAGCAGACAGACAGACGAUCAUGCAACAUAUGAUGGCAAACGUGGAGUCUGAGCUUUAACAGAAGGCCUGUGUGCACGUAAAGACCACGUGGAAGACAAAUGGCAGGAGAAUCGAGAGCGAGUUAGACCAAGAAGACCAAAGCGAAAGAAACCCUGACAUCUGAAAACCUCAAACACCACAAACAGACGUGAUCAUGAUGGAAGGAGUUCUAAUAAUACUAAUGAUACUAAUUAAGACAGCAGCGACCUCAGCCCCCGGCUCGGCAGCGGACAUUAAGCCCAGGCUGGAGACCGGAGCGCUGUCCUCCUGCUUCCAGCUGCAAGUAGAGGUCACAGAGAUUCCCUCUAACAUCUCCAACAACACCACGUUCAUGCAGAUCAGGCAGACGCAGAUCAGGGUGAUUCCCCGGGGGGCCCUCGCCAGCCUGCAGAGCCUACGAAAGCUCACCGUAGUGGAGAACAACGUGCUGGAGAGCAUCGGCGCCUUCGCCUUCGCCAACCUGUCGCGCCUCGUUUCUGUCUUCAUCUCAGAAAAUGCUGCUCUGGAGAGCAUCGGUGCUUUUGCCUUCUCCAAUCUGCCUCAACUCACGGAGGUAAGCAUAACAAAGUCAAAGCACCUGAGUUCCAUCCACCCCGAUGCAUUCAGGGACAUAGUGAACCUGAAGUAUCUGACCAUCUCCAGCACCGGGCUGAAGAUUUUGCCAGACUUCACCAAGAUCCGCUCCAAGGUCUCAGACUUUCUGCUCGACUUGAAUGAGAACAGCUACAUCGAGCGCGUCCCUGCCAAUGCCUUCAGAGGCCUCUGCACCCACACCAUCCAGGAGAUACGGCUCACCAGAAAUGGCAUCAAGGAGGUGGCAAGUGACGCCUUCAACGGCACAAACAUGCACAGAUUGUUCCUAAAUGGCAACCAACAGCUUACUUGCAUCAAUCCCAACGCCUUCGUGGGUUCCAGUGAGUUGGUGGUACUGGACGUCUCCCACACAGCUCUCCGCUCCCUCCCAGGCUCCGUCCUCGGUGGCCUCCAGCGGCUGAUUGCGAGGUCCGCCUACCAUUUGAAGGAGCUCCCUCCUCUGCAGCUCUUCGGGAAGCUGCACCAGGCCAACCUGACGUACCCGUCCCACUGCUGCGCCUUCCAAAACAUACACAGGAACAGAUCCAGGUGGAGCUCCCUGUGCUCCCACCCCAAGGCCCAGCAUGACCGCCACUUCUACAGGGACCACUGCUCCAACGCCACCUCCAUCGUCUGCAGCCCCACACCAGACGCCUUCAACCCCUGCGAGGACAUCAUGUCCACCGCCGCCCUGCGGGUGCUCAUCUGGGUCAUCUCUCUCCUGGCACUACUGGGGAACGGAGUAGUUCUGCUCGUCCUGCUGGGCAGCCGCUCCAAGCUGACUGUUCCUCGCUUCCUCAUGUGUCACUUGGCCUUCGCCGACCUCUGCAUGGGCAUCUACCUGGUCGUCAUAGCAACCGUGGACGUGCUCACUCGCGGCCGCUACUACAACUACGCCAUAGACUGGCAGACGGGCCUGGGCUGCAGCGCUGCGGGAUUCUUCACGGUGUUCGCGAGCGAGCUGUCGGUCUACACGUUAACAGCAAUCACGCUGGAGCGGUGGCACACCAUCACGCACGCGCUGAGGCUCGACCGCAAGUUCCGCCUGAGGCACGCGUGCGUGGUCAUGACGGUGGGAUGGAUCUUCUCCUCCCUCGCCGCUUUGUUGCCCACAGUCGGGAUCAGCAGCUACAGCAAAGUGAGCAUCUGCCUGCCCAUGGACGUGGAGUCGCUGGUUUCCCAGAUCUACGUGGUGUCUCUCCUCCUGCUCAACAUCCUGGCCUUCUUCUGUGUGUGCGGCUGCUACCUCAGCAUCUACCUGAGCAUCCGCAACCCCUCGUCGGCGCCGGCCCGCGCCGACACCUGCAUAGCCCAGCGCAUGGCCAUCCUCAUCUUCACCGACUUCACCUGCAUGGCUCCCAUCUCGCUCUUCGCCGUCUCUGCUGCCCUCAAGCUGCCUCUCAUCACCGUGUCCCAAUCCAAACUCCUGCUGGUGCUCUUCUACCCAAUAAACUCGUGCGCCAACCCCUUUCUCUACGCCUUCUUCACGCGCACCUUCAGGAGGGACUUCUUCCUCUUCGCCGCCCGCUUUGGCCUGUUCAGGACGCGGGCACAGAUUUACCGGACAGAGAAUUCCUCUCCGUGGACCUCUCCGAAAACCAGUCACGUGACACAGUACUCCUUGGCUAACACGCUUAGCCUGGAUGCGAAGCCGGAAUGCUAGCCGUCCCUCGAAGCACAGUCGCAACUCGUGUCGCUCUGUGGAUUUUCACGUCAAAGUUAAAAACAGGAAGAGUAGAAGUAAACUAAUUCCACCUUCAUGCCUUAUGUAACAAACACCAUCCAUCUGGUGUCCCAAGAUAAUGGAAUAAACCAAAUUACUUCAGAACAGUUUAGCAAAGGUUGUGAUGCGUGAUAUCAGCAAACGCACAUCCAGAAAUCAGCUUUCAUUCAGCGCUUUGAUUGAAUGAUAUUCAUUAAGAGGCGCCCUGCAGGGACCUGCUCAUUAGCAGCCUCCUCACACACUCUUCCUGCUGUAGCGCUUCAUGCCGUCACACCCCCUGCAAUCCUUCAGUUUCUCACUGUUUUUAAAUGAAAGAUGUGUAAUUAUUUUUCAAUGUAAUUAUGAUUAUUGUCCGCAAAUGAAAGUAAUAUUAAGUGUGUCCUUUUUAUAUGUGUUUUAUACAAAAUAAAGCUCUUUACUGUAA